AAAAUCCUAAAAAAUAGCCAAAAUCAAGAAAGUAGAAUUUUGAUAGACCCCAAUAAUUUUUAGAGUGUAAAAACUAGUUUGGAAAGUCACGUUACACUCUUUUAUGUACAUUUCAAUUGUGACUAUUUAAAUUCUAAAGGACAGUGGAGAGGGAUAAAUGGUCGCUCUAGCUACCAUAGUACUUCAUAGAGCAGUAGAGAAUAUUAUGAUUACAAUUAAUAAAAAAGGCUGCUAUAUAUUCCUUUCUUGAAAAUAUAUAUGUGCUGAUAUUCGACAUUGGUCCUUGAAAGAAAACACUUCAACUUCCGAAAUAGAAGUGAUCCAGGCUGCUAUAUAUUCCUUUCUUGAAAAUAUAUAUGGGAUAAUAUUCGUCAUUGGUCCUUCAAAGAAAACACUUCAACUUCCGAAAUAGAAGUGAUCCAUGCCUUCUUCCGAAAUAAAGUCAGGCCAUUCCUUCAACUUCUUCUGCUCACUGGAUUCUCUCCCUUCCAUCGACAACUCUCUGAAAGAAAAAAAACCUUCUUAAUUAUAUCUGCUUUCCCCUCUAUCAUCGAUCAGUCAUGGACACUGAAAUUUCAAGAUCUACAAGACGUGUUCCACCAGCUCACUAUUUGUUGAAAGUUCAGUCGUACAGCUUGCUAUCAAACUCAUCAAAUGGAAAAUACGAUAGUUCACCUUUUGAGGCUGGGGGCUACAAAUGGAGAUUGUCAUUUUAUCCAAAUGGAGACAAAAGGUUCAAUACUAACAACGACCACAUAUCUCUCUACUUGACAAUAUGUGAGACGGGUUUUCUUUCUAGUGAAGUAAAUGUCAUCUUCAUAUUGUUUGUGUAUAAUCAUAUGCACGGUAAUUACUUAACCGUCCAAGCUAUGAGGCGUUUCCAUGAGAUGAAGAAGGAAUGGGGUUUUGAACAACUAGAGUCACUCAAAAAUUUCAAAGAUUUAUCCAAAGGAUAUCUUUUUAACGACUCUUGUGUAUUUGGGGCUGAGGUUUUCGUCAUAAAUCAGACUACUCCCAACUCCGAAUCUCUUUCUGUAUUUAAAGAUGAAGAAAUAAGUAAUCCUACUUACCGUUGGGAGAUUAAGGAGUUGUCCAAGAUGGACAAAUCUUAUUACUAUUCUCAAGAGUUUAGUUCUGGAGGAGCAAAGUGGUAUUUAUGGAUAUAUCCGGAAGGUAGCGGAAAUAGAAACGGAAAAUCAUUUUCAAUGUAUUUAAUGUUAGCAGAUGGUAGCGCUCUAAGCAACUCGAUUUAUGCUGAAUGCUGUCUACGAGUAAUUGACCAAGUCAAUUCUAAACACAGAGAGCGUUCAGUCGAUUAUUGGUUUAGUCGUGGUGGAAGUGGUAGGGGUUACGGCAACUUUAUGUUAAUAGAAGAUCUUUAUAAAUCUUCGAAUGGUUACGUUGUGAAGGAUACUUUAAUUCUGGAAGUUGAGUUCUUGGUCAUCUCACAAACUGAAACUUCUGCCAAACCCCUGGAGUUCAAGACAGCCAAGACAAAAUAGUUUUUAAUCUUCUGUUUAUUUUCUAGUAUUUAAUAUUUAUUUUUUUUAAAAAAAGAAUAUUUUCCAUUUAGUAGAGUUUGCCUUUGCAUGUUAUGACAUCUUAAUUAAUUAUAAUUAUAAUUUUAUGUUAGAUUUUUGUAGCUUGUUAUUCCAACUACAAUCUCAAGUACUUCUAAAACUCUACUAAAUGUCAUAAACAUUUUCCAUUUAGAAGAGUUUGCCGUUGCAUGUUAUGACAUCUUAAUUAAUUAUAAUUACAAUUUUAUGAAACCAUUGUUAUUCCACUUUCU
Molecule: messenger RNA, 1792 nt
Organism: Humulus lupulus (European hop)
Lineage: Eukaryota; Viridiplantae; Streptophyta; Magnoliopsida; Rosales; Cannabaceae
Product: ubiquitin C-terminal hydrolase 13-like
Exons: 6
Coding region: 561-1502 (313 amino acids)
Molecular function (GO): protein binding
Source: RefSeq, a predicted model, not a curated record